Messenger RNA from Eremothecium cymbalariae DBVPG#7215, 744 nucleotides. It is a transcript of the gene ATP23, whose product is annotated as putative metalloprotease. Gene Ontology annotation, biological process: mitochondrial protein processing; mitochondrial proton-transporting ATP synthase complex assembly. Lineage: Eukaryota; Fungi; Ascomycota; Saccharomycetes; Saccharomycetales; Saccharomycetaceae. The transcript has a single exon. Gene Ontology annotation, molecular function: metalloendopeptidase activity. Bases 1 to 744 code for a protein of 247 amino acids. Gene Ontology annotation, cellular component: extrinsic component of mitochondrial inner membrane. The record is from RefSeq and is a predicted model, not a curated record.
AUGUCGCAGGAGCUUCCAAUCCCUCCACGGGAAGAGAUAUCUAAAGCCAAUCCUCCAACAGAUCUAUCAUCGAUUAAAGGCUUUACUUGGUGGAGGAGAACCUUAGCAUACCAAACUGGGCUUGGACUAACACCCGAAGAAAAGUUACGAUAUGAAAAUGAUUACAAAUAUGUUGUUCAGCGUGAUCAAUGCAAUAAAUGUUACGAGCAUAGAGAUUGGCUACUCAAGUACUCUCCUACAGUGAUUUUCAUGGCUCAACAAAUAGCCAAGUUGAAUAAAACGCAAACGAAUAACGAGGAGUUGAAGUUUGACGAGUCAAAAAUAAUUUGCGACGUAUGCCCAGAUUGGAAGUCAGGAGGGUUCCAUCCUGAUUUGGGUAUUUUAAUUUGCCAAAACCGUAUUCGUGAUAAAUGGCAUUUAGAGGAUACAUUGUCUCAUGAGUUGGUCCAUCAAUUUGAUAAUCUAAAGUUCGACGUUGACUGGCUUAAUCUCAAGCAUCAUGCAUGUUCAGAAAUCAGAGCUUCUAAUUUAAGUGGGGAAUGUAGAAUUAUGCAAGAAUUCUCAAGACGUGGGUUUGGAUUUACCAUUGGGAAAGGCCAUCAGGAAUGUGUGAAGAGACGUGCUACCUUAAGUUUAAUGGGGAAUCCUAACUGCAAGGACCAAAAGCAUGCUGAAAAUGUUGUAGAAGAGGUGUGGGAAUCGUGUUUUAAUGAUACAAGACCGUUUGAGUCGAUAUAUAGGUGA